GAACUGUCUCCUGACUGCUGCAAGUUGUAACGGGCACCGCUGAGCCUGUUUCCCUUUGGGGCACUUCUUAUCUAGAAGCUGUGUUUAGUUUCUUCCAAACUGGGCUACUUCGUCCACCUACUCUGUUCUGACUAAGGAAACAGCCUCUAAGCAUCAGCAGAGCCCCGAUGAGCCCGGGCCGCGGAGCCGCUUAGCAGUCUCCCGGGACCCAGCUCCGGAGGAGCCGCAAGCAUGCACCCUGGGUUGUGGCUGCUCCUGGUUACGUUGUGCCUGACGGAGGAACUGGCAGGAGCGGGAGAGAAGUCUUAUGGAAAGCCGUGUGGGGGCCAAGACUGCAGUGGGAGCUGUCAGUGUUUUCCUGAGAAAGGAGCGAGAGGGCGACCUGGACCAAUUGGAAUUCAAGGCCCAUCAGGUCCUCAAGGAUUCACUGGCUCUACUGGUUUAUCGGGAUUGAAAGGAGAAAGGGGUUCCCCAGGCCUUCUGGGACCUUAUGGACCCAAAGGAGAUAAGGGUCCCAUGGGAGUUCCUGGAUUUCUUGGCAUCAAUGGGAUUCCGGGCCAUCCUGGACAGCCGGGCCCCAGAGGCCCACCUGGUCUGGAUGGCUGUAAUGGAACUCAAGGAGCUGUCGGAUUUCCAGGCCCUCAUGGCUAUCCUGGGCUUCUCGGACCACCUGGGCUUCCUGGUCAGAAAGGAUCAAAAGGUGACCCUGUCCUUGCUCCAGGUAGUUUCAAAGGAAUGAAGGGGGAUCCUGGGCUGCCUGGACUGGAUGGAAUCACUGGCCCACAAGGAGCACCCGGAUCUCCUGGAGCUGUAGGACCUGCAGGACCACCAGGAUUACAAGGUCCUCCAGGGCCUCCUGGUCCUCCUGGUCCUGAUGGGAAUAUGGGGCUAGGUUUUCAAGGAGAGAAAGGAGUCAAGGGGGAUGUUGGCCUCCCUGGCCCAGCAGGACCUCCACCAUCUACUGGAGAGCUGGAAUUCAUGGGAUUCCCCAAAGGGAAGAAAGGAUCCAAGGGUGAACCAGGGCCUAAGGGUUUUCCAGGCAUAAGUGGCCCUCCAGGCUUCCCGGGCCUUGGAACUACUGGAGAAAAGGGAGAAAAGGGAAUCCCUGGUUUGCCAGGACCUAGGGGUCCCAUGGGUUCAGAAGGAGUCCAAGGCCCUCCAGGGCAACAGGGCAAGAAAGGGACCCUGGGAUUUCCUGGGCUUAAUGGAUUCCAAGGAAUUGAGGGUGAAAAGGGUGACAUUGGCCUGCCAGGCCCAGAUGUUUUCAUCGAUAUAGAUGGUGCUGUGAUCUCAGGUAAUCCUGGAGACCCUGGUGUACCUGGCCUCCCAGGCCUUAAAGGAGAUGAAGGCAUCCAGGGCAUGCGUGGCCCGUCUGGUGUCCCUGGCUUGCCAGCAUUAUCAGGUGUCCUAGGAGCCCUAGGGCCUCAGGGAUUUCCAGGGCUGAAGGGGGACCAAGGAAACCCAGGCCGUACCACAAUUGGAGCAGCUGGCCUCCCUGGCAGAGAUGGUUUGCCAGGCCCACCAGGUCCACCAGGCCCACCUGGUCCAGAAUUUGAGGCCGAAACUCUACACAACAAAGAGCCAGGGUUCCCUGGUCUCCGAGGAGAACAAGGUCCAAAAGGAAACCCAGGCCUCAAAGGAAUAAAAGGAGACUCAGGUUUCUGUGCUUGUGACGGUGGUGUUCCCAACACUGGACCACCCGGGGAACCAGGCCCACCUGGUCCACGGGGUCUCAUAGGCCUUCCAGGCCUUAAAGGAGCCAGAGGAGAUCGAGGCUCUGGGGGUGCACAGGGCCCAGCAGGGGCUCCAGGCUUAGUUGGGUCUCCGGGUCCUUCAGGACCCAAAGGAAAGAAGGGGGAACCAAUUCUCAGUACAAUCUCAGGAAUGCCAGGGGAUCGGGGUGAUUCUGGCUCCCAGGGCUUCCCUGGUGUAAUAGGAAAACCAGGCAACGAUGGAGUACCAGGUCUACCAGGUCUGCCAGGACUUCCGGGUGAUGGUGGGCAGGGCUUUCCAGGUGAAAAGGGGUUACCUGGACUUCCUGGUGAAAAAGGCCAUCCUGGUCCACCUGGCCUCCCGGGAAUUGGGUUACCAGGACUGCCUGGACCCCGUGGGCUUCCUGGAGAUAAAGGCAAGGAUGGAUUACCAGGACAACAAGGCCCUCCUGGAUCUAAGGGUGACUGCUGCUGCAGAGAGAAGGUUGGUAAAGGAGACUUAAACACAGAGAGAGGAAUCACCCUGCCGUGUAUUAUUCCUGGGUCAUACGGUCCAUCAGGAUUUCCAGGCACUCCCGGAUUCCCAGGCCCUAAAGGGUCCCGAGGCCUCCCUGGGACCCCAGGCCAGCCUGGAUCAAGUGGAAAUAAAGGAAAGCCAGGGAGUCCAGGAUUGGUUCAUCUUCCUGAAUUACCAGGAUUUCCUGGACCUCGUGGGGAGAAGGGCUUGCCUGGGUUUCCUGGGCUCCCUGGAAAAGAUGGCUUGCCUGGGAUGAUUGGCAGUCCAGGUUUACCUGGUUCCAAGGGAGCCACUGGUGACAUCUUUGGUGCUGAAAAUGGUGCUCCGGGGGAACAAGGCCUACAAGGAUUAAUAGGCGACAAAGGACUUCUUGGAGACUCUGGCCUUCCAGGACUCAAGGGUGUGUACGGGAAGCCUGGCUUGCUAGGCCCCAAAGGUGAGCGGGGCAGCCCUGGAACACCAGGACCGGUGGGACAGCCAGGCACCCCAGGAUCUAGUGGUCCGUAUGGCAUCAAGGGCAAAUCUGGGCUCCCAGGAGCACCAGGCUUUCCAGGCACCUCAGGGCAUCCUGGAAAGAAAGGAACAAGAGGCGAGAAAGGCCCUCCUGGAUCAAUUGUAAAGAAAGGGCUGCCAGGGCUAAAAGGCCUUCCUGGAAAUCCAGGCCUAAUAGGGCUGAAAGGAAGCCCAGGCUCUCCAGGGGUCGCUGGGUUGCCAGCCCUCUCUGGACCCAAGGGAGAGAAGGGGUCUGUUGGAUUCGUAGGUUUUCCAGGAAUACCAGGUCUGCCUGGUAUUCCUGGAACAAGAGGAUUAAAGGGAAUUCCAGGAUCAACCGGAAAAAUGGGACCAUCUGGACACGCUGGCACUCCUGGUGAAAAGGGAGACAGAGGCAAUCCGGGGCCAGUCGGAAUACCUGGUCCAAGACGUCCAAUGUCAAACCUUUGGCUCAAAGGAGACAAAGGCUCUCAAGGCUCAGCCGGAUCCGAUGGAUUUCCAGGGCCAAGAGGUGACAAAGGAGAGGCUGGUCAACCUGGGCCACCAGGCCUGCCUGGAGCUCCUGGCCUCCCAGGCACUUUCAAAGGAGUUAGUGGAAAGCCAGGUCCCCCUGGCUUCAUGGGAAUCCGGGGCUUACCUGGCCUGAAGGGGUCCUCUGGGAUAACAGGUUUCCCAGGAAUGCCAGGAGAAAGUGGUUCACAAGGUAUCAGAGGGUCGUCUGGACUCCCAGGAACAUCUGGUCUCCCAGGCCUGAAAGGAGACAACGGCCAGACACUUGAAAUUUCCGGUAGCCCAGGACCGAAGGGACAACCUGGUGAAUCUGGUUUUAAAGGCACAAAAGGAAGAGAUGGACCAAUAGGCAAUAUAGGCUUCCCUGGAAACAAAGGUGAAGAUGGAAAAGUUGGUGUUUCUGGAGAUGUUGGCCUUCGUGGAGCUCCAGGGUUUCCAGGGGUUGCCGGCAUGAGAGGAGAACCAGGACUUCCAGGCUCUUCUGGUCAUCAAGGGGCAAUUGGGCCCCUAGGACCCCCCGGAUUAAUAGGACCCAAAGGCUUCCCUGGAUUUCCUGGUUUACGUGGACUGAAUGGGCUUCCGGGCACCAAGGGUACCCAUGGCACUCCAGGACCUAGUAUCACUGGUGUGCCUGGGCCUGCUGGUCUCCCUGGACCCAAAGGAGAAAAGGGAUAUCCAGGAAUUGGCAUCGGAGCUCCAGGGAAGCCGGGCCUGAGAGGGCAAAAAGGUGAUCGAGGUUUCCCAGGUCUCCAGGGCCCUGCUGGUCUCCCCGGUGCCCCAGGCAUCUCCUUGCCCUCACUCAUAGCAGGACAGCCUGGUGACCCCGGGCGACCAGGCCUAGAUGGAGAACGAGGCCGCCCAGGCCCCCCUGGACCUCCAGGUCCCACUGGGCCAUCCUCGAAUCAAGGCAACACCGGAGACUCUGGCUUCCCUGGAAUUCCUGGACCUAAAGGGCCUAAGGGAGACCAAGGAAUUCCAGGUUUUUCUGGCCUUCCUGGAGAGCUAGGACUGAAAGGGAUGAGAGGUGAGCCUGGCUUCAUGGGGACUCCAGGCAAGGUUGGGCCACCUGGAGACCCAGGAUUUCCCGGGAUGAAGGGGAAGGCAGGGCCAAGAGGCUCUUCUGGCCCCCAAGGUGCUCCUGGACAAACACCAACUGCAGAAGCUGUCCAGGUUCCUCCUGGACCCUUGGGUCUACCAGGGAUCGAUGGCAUCCCUGGCCUCACUGGGGACCCUGGGGCUCAAGGCCCUGUAGGCCUACAAGGCUCCAAAGGUUUACCUGGCAUCCCCGGCAAAGAUGGUCCCAGUGGGCUCCCAGGCCCACCUGGGGCUCUUGGUGAUCCUGGUCUGCCUGGACUGCAAGGCCCUCCAGGAUUUGAAGGAGCUCCAGGGCAGCAAGGCCCCUUCGGGAUGCCUGGAAUGCCUGGCCAGAGCGCGAGAGUGGGCUACACGUUGGUAAAGCACAGCCAGUCGGAACAGGUGCCCCUGUGUCCCAUCGGGAUGAGCCAGCUAUGGGUGGGGUACAGCUUACUGUUCGUGGAGGGGCAAGAGAAAGCCCAUAACCAGGACCUGGGCUUUGCUGGCUCCUGUCUGCCCCGCUUCAGCACCAUGCCCUUCAUCUACUGCAACAUCAACGAGGUGUGCCACUAUGCCAGGCGCAAUGAUAAAUCCUACUGGCUCUCCACUACUGCCCCUAUCCCCAUGAUGCCCGUCAGCCAGACCCAGAUUCCCCAGUACAUCAGCCGCUGCUCUGUGUGUGAGGCACCCUCGCAAGCCAUUGCUGUGCACAGCCAGGACAUCACCAUCCCGCAGUGCCCCCUGGGCUGGCGCAGCCUCUGGAUUGGGUACUCCUUCCUCAUGCACACUGCCGCUGGUGCCGAGGGUGGAGGCCAGUCCCUGGUCUCACCUGGCUCCUGCCUAGAGGACUUUCGGGCCACCCCUUUCAUUGAGUGCAGUGGUGCCCGAGGCACCUGCCACUACUUUGCAAACAAAUACAGUUUCUGGUUGACCACAGUGGAGGAGAGGCAGCAGUUUGGGGAGUUGCCUGUGUCUGAAACGCUGAAAGCUGGGCAGCUCCACACUCGAGUCAGUCGCUGCCAGGUGUGUAUGAAAAGCCUGUAGGGUGGCACCUGCCACUCUGCCCCUUGCCCUCCCCUGCCCCUCACAACAGUCACCUCACAAACCUGAAUGGUGUGAAGAAGGAAGGCCUGAGCCCCUUUGCCUAUCUGUCAAGUUGUACAUUGGAGUCUCAUUUGGGCUAGACUACGGGACACUCGUCAUCCCAGCCCUCGGGUCCAGAGAGAUGAGCCCACCCUGCUGAGAUCUGCUGUCCCGUUUCCGUCAAGCUGGUGCUACUGUUUGAUUUGGAUGAUUGUGUGACUAUUCAUGGCUACCUCAGAAAGAUUUGAUGGGCCACCACUGCUCGCUUUCUCCUCACUGUCUUGAUCGAAAAGCUCUCCCUAAUCGCUAAUCAGUCAUUUCUUCAUGUACAGAGGUCAGCAUACAUUAUUUGGCUUCAACCAGAACCCAGUGUUUCCACACUGAAAUUAUCUAUGCGAAUAUUCAUGGAUGGCUCAAGUCUGUACAGGGCAAGUCCUCACUGUUCAAGGAGGCCCACUGUGUCUAGGCAGGCAAGAGAAUUGAAAUGAGGUGCCACCCAGUAGCCCAGGGUGAGCUUUAGCUCUCUCUAGAAUGAGCAAGACUGGGCCCCAUAUGGCUUAGGGAGGCUUGAAGUCCAGCUGCUGGGUUGGGGGUGGUGGUCAUUAAUGGCAUAUGGUCCUAGACAAACCGUUUCCUCCUUGCCGGCUCCCCCUCCAGCCAGAGACAGAGGACCUGGCCUGGUCCAAAGUAGAGCAGAGGAUGCAACAAAUGUGGCCAAGCCUAUCAAAGGGAAUGAGAAUGACAGCCUUUUUUCCUGGGCCAGGAGUAGAGGUGUGGGUGGGUAAGGAUGUGUGAAUUUUGCUUUUGACUCCAGGAACACAAAGGUAAAUCCCACAUCCCAGUUUCUCAGAAGUCCCUGUUUACUCCAAAUGCCAUCCAGAUGUGUGCAAUGUGGCAAAUUGAAGGUGCACAGUGUUGGUUUCCUUAUAUUCUGAGGAUGUUAAAGACUUUCUGCUAAAUGGUUGCCCAAUUGCUCUUUCACAGGUAGCCUAUUAAACUAUUUUAAUAUGUUUUUUUAAACCUCAUAAAAAUCUAGCACACUCUUCUCUUGAGCAGUUAGCAGACCUGAAGCAAGCCUGAAUUGGCUAUGCAGUACACUGUAUUCUGUUUGGGGGAAUUUGUUUUAGCCAUUUUCUUUAAUUACCAGUUUCCCAGAACACUCUUAGCUAUGUUGACAUGAGGCAAUUUCUUCCAGGUGAUUCUGUUUCCUUAAGUAUUAUAUAAACUGUGCCAAUACAGACAAAGCAUAAUCAGUAUAAUCUGAAUUAUUAUUAUCUUCACCUCCUGAGUAAUAAGCAUGAUGUCAGUUUUGUACAUAGCAAAUAAAAUAAAUGAAAUCGGAACAUGUGA
Mandrillus leucophaeus (drill) is the source of this 6738-nucleotide messenger RNA. RefSeq names its product collagen, type IV, alpha 6 (gene COL4A6). Gene Ontology annotation, cellular component: collagen trimer; basement membrane. Lineage: Eukaryota; Metazoa; Chordata; Mammalia; Primates; Cercopithecidae. The record is from RefSeq and is a predicted model, not a curated record. The coding region runs from base 232 to 5349 and encodes 1705 amino acids. Gene Ontology annotation, molecular function: extracellular matrix structural constituent. The transcript has 46 exons.